Grus americana (Whooping crane) is the source of this 7932-nucleotide messenger RNA. RefSeq lists its product as uncharacterized. The coding region runs from base 2788 to 3954 and encodes 388 amino acids. Lineage: Eukaryota; Metazoa; Chordata; Aves; Gruiformes; Gruidae. The transcript has a single exon. The record is from RefSeq and is a predicted model, not a curated record. Gene Ontology annotation, biological process: DNA integration. Gene Ontology annotation, molecular function: RNA-DNA hybrid ribonuclease activity; RNA stem-loop binding.
AGGUAAAGGCAUUCUCAUUUAAUUGAAGUAUGUGAAGGUACCUUAAGUAAGGACCCCGUGGCUCCGGGACAGGCCCGUAUCGGGAGAGACCCGUAUCGAGACAGGCCCACACCGGGACAGGCCCACGUUGGGACAGGCCCACGUGAAGAGCACGGGAGGCCUGCUCGUAAGGCGCGGUGAAAGCUGCGCAGAGUUGGGCUGGAGAGAUGUCUCAGGUAAAAGUCUCUGCUAGGCGAAAGCCUGUGGAGCAGGGCCCAGAGGGGAGGGGAAGCCUCCAAGGUUGGGAUUUCUGGUGGCAGGAGAAAUCCCUGGGAUUUCCGGUGGCAGGGGAAAUCCCUGAGGGAGCUCUAACAUGGGUUGGGGUCCCUCUGACUAAGUGCUUGUGAUAGUGCACGAUCACAACCACUAAGUCCCUGGGAGAUGGGCACUUUUCCGAGUAAGAAACCAAUCCCACGAAAAACACCACUGGGAUGCAUUUUGGAGCACUGGAAAGAUCUGGGAAAUGUUGAUCCUUUGACUCGGAAACAGUUGAUUGAAUAUUGUAAUCAUUGGUGGCCACUAUACACUUUAGAAAAUGGGGAAAAGUGGCCAGAAAAUGGGACAUUGCAAUAUAACACCAUUUUGCAAUUAAUGUUAUUUUGUAAAAGGGAAGGUAAAUGGAACGAAAUGGCAUAUGUAGAUCUGUUUUUCACAUUGCGAAAUCAUCCGGAAUGGCAAAGGCAAUGUGAAUUGGUUUCAGCUAGUUCUGUGGUAAUGGCAUUAAAGGGGCAGGAACCUGAUAAAAAUUUGGAAAAGGUUGCUCAGCUUAUGAUAUUGGUAAAUGAUGUUUUAAAUGUGUGUUUAAAGAAGAUGAUGUUAAAUUAUUGGUUAAAUAUUGGAUAUUUUGUUGGAAGAUACUGAAAGGAAAAUGGUAUUAAAUACGGCCAGAAAACAAGUAGAAGGAGCUCAUGCUCAUACAAGGGACAGUGGACCAGAAUUUUCCAUCCACAAAUCCUGAGUGGGACCCUAAUCAGCCGGGACCCAGAGGGAUGCUGACUAGAUCUCAGAAGUGGAUUUUGUUUGGUGAUAGAUAUGCAAUGCCAAAAGCAAUUAAUCAGUCUAAACUUUGUGAGACAAGAAUUAAAUGAGUCCCCUUCAGCCUUUAUGGAAAGACUGAAGGUGACUGCUAGAAAAUACACUAAUUUGGACCCAGAGGAAAAAAACCCAAAACCAACACCAAACAAAAAAAAAAAAAAACACAAACAAAACCACAAACAAAAAACACCACGGAAGAAGCUAUACAAUUGGCCUCUAUAUUUAUGGGACAAUCAGCCCUAGAAAAAACUCCAGAAAAUGGAAGGGGCUGAGUCCAGAGACUUAGGUAAAAUGCUUGAAGUAGCCUGGACUGUGUAUAACAACAGAGAAAAAGAAAAAGAAGUCAGACAAAUGCAAAGGGAUGGAAAAAUUCUGGCAAUCUUGACUGAGAAUAAUAAAUGUGUAAAGUGAAACUCAGCCAUAAAUCAGCAGAGGGUGUUGGUGCGACGGGGCGGAAAGAGAACUGGCCUUUCUUGAAACUGUUAAAAUUUAAGCUGGGAAAAUAGUAGGUAAAACACAUCAAUUUUUGUACGUGCCCAAAUGUCCGUUGCCCUUAUUGGGACAAGAUUUAUUAAGCAAAUUAGAUGCACAAAUAAUUUUUAAAGAUGGAGAAAUCAGAUUACUAAUACCAGAAUCAAAAGCCAUAGAGGCGAGGGUGUUUAUGUUACAGAAUUCCUCCAAAGAAGAACAAAUUCCAGAAGCGGUGGACAAUGCAGUCACUCCCUUGGUAUGGGCAAGUGAAGUUCCAGGAUGAUCCAAACUGGCAGAACCGGUAAAGGUGACUUUAAAACCUGGAGCCAAGCCGGUAAGACAAAAACAGUAUCCUAUUAAGUGGGAAGCCCGGAAGGGAUUAGAAGAAUUAAUUACAAAAUUUCUAGAGUAUGGGUUGUUGGUAGAAUGUGAGUCAGAAUACAAUACCCCUAUAUUACCAGUAAGGAAAUCGGGAGGUAAGGAAUACCGAUUGGUUCAGGACCUGAGGGCCAUAAAUCAAAUAGUUCAAGAUAUACACCCAGUAGUGGCCAAUCCAUACACUUUACUGACAUCUUUAAAGGAGGAACAUAAAUGGUUUACUGUACUGGAUUUAAAGGAUGCCUUCUUUUGCAUACCUCUGGAUAUAAAAAGUCAAAGCAUAUUUGCUUUUGAAUGGGAAAAUCCAGCUACAGGACGAAAGAUGCAACUAACAUGGACUGUACUUCCGCAAGGAUUUAAGAAUAGCCCCACAAUAUUUGGAAAUCAAUUGGCAAAAGAGUUAGAAAUGUGGAAGAAACAGAAUCAAGGACAAGGUAUAUUAUUACAGUAUGUGGAUGACAUUUUGAUAGCAGCAAAAGCAAAGAAACAUGUUUUGAAAUGACCAUCAGUUUACUGAAUUUCCUGGGCCAAGGAGGAUACAGAGUUUCCAGAAACAAAGCCCAGAUAGGGAAAGAAGCAGUGAUUUAUUUGGGAUUUGAGAUAUCUCAAGGACAGAGACAAUUGGGAAAUGAAAGAAAAGAAGCCAUUUGUCAGAUCCCUGAACCUAACAGCCCAAAGGAAUUGAGAGCCUUUCUGGGAAUGAUUGGGUGGUGUCGACUCUGGAUUUUAAAUUAUGGACUGUAUGUGAAACCCCUAUAUGAAGCCUUAAAGGAAUCCAAAGACCGAUAUUUGAUUUGGACACCUGAGUGCCACAAAUCAGUGGCAGCGACAGUGCUGCUGAUUCAGGAAGCCUGAAAAUUAACCAUGGGCCAAAAGAUAGUGGUAUAUGUACCACACAUGGUUAUAACUGUCUUGGAACAAAAGGGGGGUCACUGGCUAUCUCCUAGCAGAAUGUUGAAAUACCAGGUUGUCCUAUUGGAACAAGAUGAUGUGGAAUUAAAAGCCACAGCAAUUGUAAAUCCGGUAAUGUUCCUAACAACAGAAAAUCCAACUGAGAAAUUGGAACACGAUUGCUUGGUAACUAUUGAACAAGUUUAUUCCAGCAGACCGGACCUGAAGGACGAACCUUUGAAGGAUCCUGAUCUGGAAUUGUUUACGGAUGGAAGCAGCUUUGUGCAAGAGGGAAGGCAAAUAGCCGGAUAUGCUGUUGUUACCAUCGACAAGGUAUUGGAGUCAGGGACACUACCUGCAAAUACAUCAGCGCAGAAAGCAGAAUUGGUGGCACUGAAGCAGGCUUUACGGAUGGCAGAAGGGAAAAGGGUAAACAUUUGGACGGAUUCUAAAUAUGCAUUUGGUGUGAUCCACGCUCAUGGAGCCAUCUGGAAAGAAAGAGGACUGUUGUCAGCCCAGGGCUCACCUAUAAAGUAUAAAGAGGAAGUUCUUCAACUUUUGCAAGAUGUACAGAAACCAAAGGAAGUGGCUGUAAUGCAUUGCAAGGCUCAUCAGUUUGGUCAAACUGCUAUAAAUAUAGGUAAUCGAUUGGUGGAUAAAGCUGCAAAAGAAGCUGCAGAACAAGGUAUCCUUGCAUUAGUACCAGUAAAACAGAUAAAGAUUCCAAAUUUAAAAGCAAGAUACAGUAAGCUAGACGAACAACUAGCAGAGAACUUAAAGGCAUCCCAAAAUGUGAAAGGAUGGUGGGUAACACCAGAGAAUCAGGUAAUAGUGACCCCACAAGUUAUGACAGAACUUGCAAAGGAAGAACAUGAGCAGACACAUUGGGGUGUGGAUGCUAUGGUUACAAAUUUGAGAACAUCUGUAGUGUGUGUAGGAAUGACAGGAAUAAUUAAAUCAAUAAUAGCUAAGUGUCCAAUUUGUCUUAAAAAUAAUCCCUUAAACCAGAGGAAAGCACCUUUAGGAGUAACAAAGCAGGGUAAUUCCCCAGGAGAUUACUGGCAAAUCGAUUUCUUUGAGUUACCUAGACAGAAUGGGUAUAGAUAUUUGUUGGUAUUGAUUGAUACGUUUUCUGGAUAGCCGGAGGCUUUUCCUUGCCGCACCAACAAAGCAAGAGAAGUGGUCAAAAUAUUACUGAAAGAAAUAAUACCGAGAUUUGGGGUACCAUUGGGCGUAUCUUCUGACAGAGGACCACAUUUUGUAGCGGAAAUAGUCCAACAAGUAAGUAAAAUCCUGGGGAUAAAUUGGGAUUUGCAUACUCCCUGGAGACCGCAAUCAAGCGGGAAAAUUGAAAGGAUGAACCAGACCUUGAAAAGACAAAUGAAUAAAAUUUGUCAAGAAACAUCUUUGAAAUGGCCACAGGCUUUGCCAUUAGCUCUGUUGAGAAUAAGAAUCCAACCAAGGUCUAAAGAUGGUGUAAAUCCAUAUGAAAUAUUAUAUGGCAAACCCUACCAAACUCCCUUAAUCCCAGGGGACAUGAGGGUAACAGGGGAAAUAGAUUUAAAAACAUAUCUGAUUUCUUUAGGAAAGACCCUCGAAGCGCUUAGAAGAUAUAUUGUGCUGACCAGGCCGCUUGCUCUUGAUACACCUGUACAUCCAUACCAGCCGGGUGACCUUGUGUAUAUAAGGACAUGGGGUUCUGAACCACUCCAGGAGAAGUGAAAGGAACCUUUUCAGGUACUGUUAACAACUUAUACCGCGAUCAAGGUAGAAGGAGUGGAGCCUUGGAUUCACUAUACUCGAGUAAAGAAAGCGCCGCCGGAUUAGUGGACAUCUACGCAAGAGGGACCUUUGAAACUUAGACUGUGUAAAAAUUCUAAGGACCAGUUUCUUUAGCCUGUUAUCUAUUGAAUUAUGAAUAUUAAGAAUUGUUUGAUUAGACUGAUAACACUUUUUUUGUAUUUCAUCACUAAUUUGUAGCCAAAGAAAUACAGAAUGGCCAUGGUCCCAAGCUAUUGUCCAAUAUACCUGGAGUGUGGGACCAUAUCCCAAAGACCGUUCCCCAAAUUUAGCCACUGUAGUAAUGCAUGAAUCUGAAGUUUACCACCCACCUGAGUGGGAAUGGGACAGAAAGGACUGGGUCCGUGUCUUAACUGGAACAAUUGGAGAAAGAAUUCAAGUAGGAUGCAGAAAGAUGGAAGGAUCUCUUCAUGAGAAAGCUUCUUCAAUUACCAUCUCCGAAAAUCUAUUAGACCCUAGUUCUAAUAUUACAAUGAGACUCUGUCCCACCACUGAAUGGAAAUGUUACAAACAAGAUUCUCUCAUUACGUGUUGCCGCCAACAGAAUGUCGGUAACUACUCCUUAGACCCUAGUACCAAUAAUGUUGAAAUCACCAAAUCCUGUAUUAAGGAACAAGGAGAUUGUUGGCAUAAUUUUACUUUAACUAAACCAGUUUAUGUGGUGUGCGAUUGGUGACCUAAUCCAUUGACAAGAGGACUAUUAGGCCUUACAUUUAAAUUCAAAAUAAAUGCUGUAACUAAACCCCUAGUGAUGCUUGUUGCAGUAGUCACGCAUGCUGAUACAGAUACUCUCUUUACGUUAACUAGUAAAGGUGAAGUCACCCCCUCUUUUAUGGUACCACAAGGAAAUGACAUCACAAUAAGAUGCAGAUUAAUCACUGAAUCUCGCAUUGAACCUAUAAACAGUUAUGAAAUUGGACCACAUGGCCCUAUUUUGUGUAAAAAUCAAAAUUUAGACUGUUGGUUAAAUUUGACUGCUGUACAAUACUCCCAUAAAGUAAUAUGUGGUAAAAAUAACACCAAAUACUGGGGAGAACUUAAAAUAGAUGUCGUAAUACCUACUACCCAACCAAUUGUUGCUCUUAAUUCGAAAAUCUUUGAAAUUGGACCGUAUGUGAUUAGAAAUACAGGCUUGCAACAAAUGUUGUUUAACCCGGCAUGGUCUCUCAAACAAGUUGAAUUGUCAAUGCAAAACAAUGUUUCAGAUAUUCAACCAGCUUGUUCACCUUUCUUAAAAAUUUCAUAUGAGGGAUGGACAACCUGGCUGCAGAAACGAACUCUUACUAUGAAAAGGACACGGAGAGACUUGACCGGUGUUUUGGGAACAGGAUUGGGAGUUUUAAAUAGCAUUGAUUCAGAAGUAAUAAUGAACAAAUUGGCAGCCUCAAUAAGUGAUUUGGCUAAAUUACAACAACCCUUACGAUCUUCUUUAUUGGCUCUAAGAACUAACCAGUGGCUGUUGUCAAAUAUAUUGCCAACAUGGGAAAGAGUAAAUGUAAGGGACCACGAAUUAGUUACAGACACACUUGGGGUGGUCCAGAAUAACCUCUCUUUGGCUCUUAGUUGUAUCCAGGCUCAAUUAUGGAUGCAGUCGCUAGCCGCCUCAAUUAUAAGAGAAGGUGAAGAAGGCACUCUCCCCACUGAAAUUAGGAAAAUAGUUUGGGACAGUGCUACUGAUUUUGAGAAACAACUCCAGUCCUGGUGGAGCCUGGUAAACUUUACUUAUGAUCCCGUUACAAACACAGCUACAACUUUUGUGCUCACUAUAUCUAAUGCUACUAUAUACUCAAUUUAUCCCAUUGUUGCAUUAGGGUUGAACCACAACGGAACUAUACUCUAUCCUUCCGAGCAUAGAGUAUGGGCCCGAAAAAUGAAUGAAAAAUGGCAAACUGUUAAUUUGGAAUCUUGCAUCGUGCAAGAACAACAAGGAUUUGUCUGUGAAUGUAAUGCAAUUGAGGCACAAGAUAUUUGCCUGGAUAGUGAACGAAAUAUUUGCCAUUUUGAGGUCAUCCUAACGAGAACCCUAAAACAGUUAUUAUAUAUAUUGGUAAGGGCUGUGUAUGUUUAAGGACUGUUUGUGAUUCUUUAUAUGUAGAUAAGGUAGUCGUAGAGAUUAAAAAUCAUUCAAAUUUUUGUGUUUGUAAUUUUACUAAGAUUGAUGGAUGUGACUUUUCUUAUUCGACCCCAGUCACAUCUCACCAACUUUUGCAGUCCAAUUACAUGUUGAUUCAUGAAUUAUUACCCAUACCCAUUGGAAUGAAUCUCACUUUAGUGAAACAGUUAUUACAACACAAGGAUUUGAUUGCAAUUCCGGAAAAAAUUAGGGAAAACGGACAAAACACCCUAAUAACUGUUCAUCACAAUGUGAAAGAAAUACACCGAGUUUUUGAAAGAGCGCAGAGAGAUGCAGAACUUAGAUGGUGGGACACACUUUUCGAAUGGUCACCUACUGCUACAGGCAUCCUAAACAAGUUGUGUCACCCCAUCGUGAUUCUCUUAAUAUUGGUUUUGAUCAGUUUGAUCUUGUCAGCAAUAUUAUAUGUCAUAGCCUGGAAAAUGAUGAAUCGGUUAACAUAUCUGAGAAAGCAAAUUACUUGUGAAGCUUCUUUCACUCAUAUGAUCGUCCAAGCUGUUGCAGAACAGCAAAAGAGACAAGCAAUCCCAGAGUUUCCUCCAACAUAGAAAAUGAUUAGUAUAGUGAAAGUAUUGAAAUAAUUUUCAAAACUUUCAAAGGGGGGAAAUGUUAACUUAUAUCUUGACAAAACAAUCAAAAGUUGAUUAUAUAAAAGUUAGGAUGAUUUGAUUAUAUUUGUAACUCAAAGUUAUAAUGUAGCUAUAGAAUCAGAUUGGGAAAAUUAGUUGGUAACCAAGGUAAUAAGUAAUGAAGCUAACUGACCAUGGCAAGGUACAAUGCUGCUAUGUUCCUCGUACAGUCCAUACCCAACCGGACAAUAGGCCCGGGAAUAUUAAUCUUAUGAAGUAAGUCGUUAUGGCCGGGUGCAUCCACAGCAAGGAUACUGCGCAUGCCUGCAUGAAGAAGGUCAUCCAGCGGACACAGGUGCAAGACCACUGACGACCACCAGAGACCUUUGAGGACCACCGACUCAAAUCACUGAGCAUGCGUGACAAGGAGGAGAUUAUGGAAAUGAUUUCCCAGAAAUGAUUAUCAUAGGACUGCCUUUUCUUGGAAAUAUAAUGAAUAUGUAUGUUUUGAUCCUACAUAACCUGUGUGUUGGUGAUCACCUGGCAUGCACGUUGGGUGGAGCUAUCCCCCGUGCAUCCAGCGCUGCAAUAAAGAAUGCCUGCCUUUUAACACUA